ACAAAUAUUGGGUGAUCAAUAUCUAUAUUGGAUCUAUGUAAAGGUGCUUAGUUCUUUUUUUUUACAGUGGUUUCCUAUACUAGGGGCAUUAAUCCAUCAUUAUCUUCUAAUGAUCUCAAAUCUAGAUGUAGAGGGCAGAGAAAUGGUUAAGUAACAUUCAUGAACUAUCAUAAUGAAGGUGUUCUUGCUCCAGUGGCUUGGAACCCGCAGGAGAGGGGCUGAUGGGUGUGUUUGGGAGGGGGGUGAUGAGAUAGCAUACGGAUAAGCUUACACAUAUUGGAACAUCCUCAGGUCACAUUACCAUGGCGUGACCUACAGGAUAAGUGAAGAGCAUCCUUGACAAGAAACCCCUGUUCAUCAACAAUUGCAUCUGAUUAAUGAGCAAAAACAAUUUGCUAUUUUUAAUACAUUCUCUAUAACCCAUAAACGUCACCUCUGUAUGGUCUUUUAAGUUUUUAUUCUUUUACAAGAGCUUUUAAAAGGAAAAAAACGAGGAUAAAUAACAUAGACGAAUAACUGACAUUGGAUAAAAUGGGAGAACACACAGAAAGAAAAACACCAAUGAUUGCAGCUAAAGAAACAGGUCCCGGUCCAGGUCGUUACAACCUGCCGCCAACUGUAGGGUUUGUAGGUCAUGAUUAUACAAAACAUUCCAACCCAGCUUAUUCUUUCCACGGACGGCCAAGCCAUUCUGCUCAUGUAAAUGAUUCCAGCCCGGGACCUCGCUAUUAUGUGGAGCCAUGCUUGACACGCUUUGGUAGAAGUGCUGGACCUGCUUACUCCAUUCAGGCUCGAGGAAAAUCAGCUGAUAAUAAGGAAGCUGUACCUGGUCCUGGAGUUUACAGGCCUGAGAAAUGUAUCAUUCCAACCCAUCGCAAACCCCCCUCAUACUCCAUGGGCUCCAGAACCCGUUACAGAACAGUUGAUCAGGUUCCAGCACCUAAUACAUAUUCUCUGCCUCCAGUUCUGGGUCCAAGAGUUUCAGGGAAAGCUUCUGCCCCAGCUUUUACUGUGUCUGGCCGGACACGUCACGGAGGGCAUUCUGAAGAUUUGGCUUUUACCCCAGGCCCAGCUCACUAUCAUCAAAUAGAUAACAAUACCUUUAUGAAGAAAGGUCCAGCUUAUUCCAUGCUUGGACGACAUCAAGUUUCAAAAACACCAUUUACUACCCCAGGUCCUGGAGCCUAUAGUCCUGAAAAGGGCGCAAACAACAAAAAACGAGCACCUGUGUUCUCAAUGGGUGUUAGGCACUCUGAGUAUACCACACCUCUCAUCAUAGAAGUGUCUAACUGAUCCUUCCCCAUUCAAUAACUACUUUGAAACAGAGAAUUUUCUUAAAUUUGUCCAAAGCUAACUGCACAAUAAAAAAGAUGAAUAUAGUAAACACAA
This is a messenger RNA of Rana temporaria (common frog), 1389 nucleotides long. RefSeq names its product outer dense fiber of sperm tails 3 like 2 (gene CIMAP1D). Bases 532 to 1293 code for a protein of 253 amino acids. Gene Ontology annotation, cellular component: cytoskeleton. Lineage: Eukaryota; Metazoa; Chordata; Amphibia; Anura; Ranidae. The record is from RefSeq and is a predicted model, not a curated record. The transcript has 4 exons.